GCCGCUUCCAUUUCCUUUGACAAUCAGAAUGCCCGUUCCGAGGACCCGGGCCGGGAAGCUUAACGUUACGGUACAGUGCGCAUUCUGCACUCCGUACCAGGUAACCAUCAGUGACUAAUCCAAUAACUAAGCCAGCGAAACGCGGUCCAGCACGCGUUACCGUCGAUGCCAAGAGACCAAGCUGCCCGCAGGAAAUCAUUAACAACAAGAGCGAUGACUCGAUAUGUCAAUGAAUGUUCAAGAUGUCAAAGCAAGGAGACAUUACCAGUUUCUUCAAACCGGUCUCGAAGCUGCCGCAGAGCACACAGCCCAUAGCAUCCAGAACUGAAGCUUCAUCGACCCCUCCCCCGCCUUCGCCCUCACCACCGCCCGCCCUUGUCACCUCAUCCCCGCCAGCGCCUACAGCGACCGUCCGAGACCCGAACACGGUGAUCCGGGCCUCGGACGAUGAGGAUGACGAUGAUCUCGGUUCCGACGAUGACUUUCCUGAACUGUUUGCGAGACCGGCUCGCAGUUGUCGCCCGGUUCAAGCGCCCGAAAAAGAGAGAAGCGUUUACGCAACGCCCAAUGCGAAGCGGAGGGUAAUAGAGUUCCACUCGUCGCCGUUGACGAUCAACACCAGGCAUAAGUUUGACAUGAAGGCGCUGGUCAAGCAUGCCGCGGCAGACAAUGCCCUUGAGGAAAGCGAGCAGCGCACCGCAGCCCUCUUAGCCCAGGAGUCUCCGACGGCGCACUGCGGGGUGCCAGCCAAGGGGGCACAUGCCAGUCUCCACGAUGCCAUGUUGGACGUGUUGUCUGACCCCGAGGGUAGCCAGGAUGAGGGUAACCGCGGAAGGCUGCUACGCGCUGUGAAACGGACAGAGGCAUCGGUUGGCCGGAAGGAGUGGUACUUCUUCGACCGGCAGGGACCAACUAAUGACAGCGCGGAGAUGGAGAUACGGCGGACGUUUCCCAAGGCCAAGGCCACCGGAGUUUGGGCGUUCCUUGGCCAGGAGCAGCACAGGUCUGAGGUCUUUGAAGACGGUUUGCCUUACAACGUCCAAUGCCGGAUGCAGAACUUGCCCGAUGAGAUAUUCCAAUGGGUGCUAGAUGAGGCACCCCGUGCGAAGUCCAGGAAGCUCCGGGACGAAUAUGUGCGGUUACUUGGCGUCUGUCCAGACCAAAUCAGACGGCUCUUGGAUGAUAAGGCUAUCUUGGAGCUGUUCCAGAACCUCGGGGCCUCGGAGCGUGCCCUUUCGACAGGCGCUGCUCCUCCGAGUGGAAGUUUGGAAGAAGGUGCUCCUUAUCCGGAACAUGACCGUGUUCGUCUCGAGACUGUUCUGCGCGUCUUGUCGACGAGUGCGCAUGCUUUGGGAAUUGGCGCGCUAACCCGGACGACGGCCAUUCUCCUCCGCCUCGGUAUCGACAAUCUCGUACGCGAGGAUCAAGCAGUCGCCGCGGAGUAUCAAGAUGCGCUACAUCGGAUUGUAAUGGCCGUGCCGUGGCGAUUAUGGGACAACUUUUGUGGAGAUGUGAGCGAGUCCCUUUACUCCUUUACUCAGGAUGCCACUCUCCGCUGGAAUGCGGUCUCCUCCAUCCCCCUGCUUCACUCCAGAUUGGUUGAGCUACGCCGGAGGCUAGCACUUGUCUUCGUUUUCGAUGACCCACGCCGUGCCUUUUCUCCGCCAGACGCCACAUUCAGCAUUCGGUCUAUAAUAGAUCGACUCGACCAGGCCGACGAAUUUGUCGUCGACCGCACUAACACCGAUUAUUUCGAGCUACUGGCACUCUCCGAGAUGCUGAGCGUUGCAGUCGGCGACGGAUCGCCACCCGUCGGGGAUGUUGGCCCGGAGGUUAUCAAACAGUUCAACAGGGAAGUCGACGAGCUGUCUCAGAGGAUCAAGCACAUGUGGUCCAACAUACAUGAGCAGGGCGCUGCCUACAUGUCCAGGCUGGAGGUUCGAGUUCAGCUGCGAGACUUUGAGCGGAAGUUGCAACACGUCGUAAGAACACGGCCGCCACCAAAGGAGGACAUCUUCGGCCUCAAUACCACAGAGGACGACAUUCAGCGCCCCAAACAACAACAGUUCAUGAGGAGGUUCUUUGAGAAGAAGACACCGCCGAGAACAUCCUAGAGCAUAGCAGGGCAAGCACUCAAGAGGACCAGCAGCUUUGGGUUUACGUCUUCUCUAAGUUAUCCGGCUCACCCCAUUUAUGAUCACCUCCCCCCCCAUAUUGUAUCAUACAGACUCCAGAGAUACCCCCCCCCCCCCCCCGGUCAGCGCUUGACUUGGAUCGGCUCUGUUUGGAAUCUUGAUGUAUAAUAUCCGUUCUCAAAACAGGCUGUCAUGCGUAGAACCCUGUCAUCCCCCGAGCUAACCGCCGUCGAAUACAAAUGACAACCCCCGAUGACCCCAUUGAUCAAGUGGCCAGCCUUAAUCAAAGAACUUGCGGUUCGGGUUCUUGCCAAACAGAGCCUCGCGCAUGGCUGGCAAAGCGCUCUCCUUAAGCAGGUCCAGCCUAGCCUCGAAUGUGUUGUUGAGAUCGAUCUUGCCGUUCCCCCCCACGAUGAUGACACCGCCCGCGCUA
This is a messenger RNA of Thermothelomyces thermophilus ATCC 42464, 2568 nucleotides long. RefSeq lists its product as uncharacterized. The record is from RefSeq and is a predicted model, not a curated record. The transcript is spliced from 2 exons. Lineage: Eukaryota; Fungi; Ascomycota; Sordariomycetes; Sordariales; Chaetomiaceae. Bases 243 to 2114 code for a protein of 623 amino acids.